Molecule: messenger RNA, 5070 nt
Organism: Urocitellus parryii (Arctic ground squirrel)
Lineage: Eukaryota; Metazoa; Chordata; Mammalia; Rodentia; Sciuridae
Gene: Fbxo32
Product: F-box protein 32
Biological process (GO): protein ubiquitination
Cellular component (GO): cytoplasm; nucleus; SCF ubiquitin ligase complex
Molecular function (GO): protein binding
Source: RefSeq, a predicted model, not a curated record
GGCUAAGAGCAGGCGCUCUUCCGGCAACAAAGAGCUGGGGCCAGCGGCCCAGGAUAAAUACUGUGGCCCCGACAGCCGCGCAGCACUCCCGGAGCUUGACGCGCCGCGUGACCCUCCCCAGAGACAGCGCCCUCUGAGAGCGCAGGGGACCGGCUCCGCACCCCCAAACCCUCAACCCUCCACGCCAGUGCCCUGCACUUCCAGACAUCGCGGGCCUUGCACCCGGAGCAUCCGCUGGGGGAGGCUGGUCUCCGACACCGCCAGGCCGGUCCAGUCUAUCAGUUCGUCCAGUCAGUGGGUGGCGUCCGCUCUCGGUGCCAUGCCAUUCCUUGGGCAAGACUGGCGAUCCCCCGGGCAGAGCUGGGUGAAGACAGCCGAUGGCUGGAAGCGUUUCCUAGAUGAGAAGAGCGGCAGUUUCGUAAGCGACCUCAGCAGUUACUGCAACAAGGAAGUAUACAACAAGGAGAAUCUUUUCAACAGCCUGAACUAUGAUGUUGCAGCCAAGAAGAGAAAGAAGGACAUACUGAAUAGCAAAACCAAAACUCAAUAUUUCCAUCAAGAAAAAUGGAUCUAUGUUCACAAAGGAAGUACAAAAGAGCGCCAUGGAUACUGCACUUUGGGAGAAGCUUUCAACAGACUGGACUUCUCAACUGCCAUUCUGGAUUCCAGAAGAUUCAACUACGUAGUACGGCUGUUGGAACUGAUAGCAAAGUCACAGCUCACAUCCCUGAGUGGUAUCGCCCAAAAGAACUUCAUGAACAUUUUGGAAAAGGUGGUACUAAAAGUUCUUGAAGACCAGCAAAACAUUAGACUCAUAAGGGAACUACUGCAGACCCUCUAUACAUCCUUAUGUACACUAGUCCAGAGAGUYGGCAAGUCUGUGCUGGUGGGCAACAUUAACAUGUGGGUGUACCGCAUGGAGACGAUUCUACACUGGCAGCAGCAGCUGAACAACAUCCAGAUUACCAGGCCUGCCUUCAAAGGCCUCACCUUCACCGACCUGCCCUUAUGCUUACAACUGAACAUCAUGCAGAGGCUGAGCGAUGGGCGCGACCUCGUCAGCCUGGGCCAGGUGGCCCCCGACCUCCACGUGCUCAGUGAGGACCGGCUGCUGUGGAAGAAGCUCUGCCAGUACCACUUCUCCGAGAGGCAGAUCCGCAAGCGGUUAAUUUUGUCAGACAAAGGGCAGCUGGAUUGGAAGAAGAUGUAUUUUAAGCUUGUUCGAUGUUACCCAAGGAAAGAGCAGUAUGGGGACACCCUGCAGCUUUGCAAACACUGUCACAUUCUUUCCUGGAAGGGCACUGACCAUCCUUGYACAGCUAACAAUCCAGAGAGCUGCUCCGUUCCACUUUCACCCCAGGACUUUAUCAACUUGUUCAAGUUCUGAAUCCCAGUACAUGACAACACUUCAGAGGGCCCCCUGCUGACUGGAUGGCUACGAAUACAGAGUUUGGACGCUCCAUUUGUAAAUAGUGUACAUUUUAAACAUUGGCCUGAGACUUCUCAGAUAAGUCCUUGAGAGGACCUUGGAGGGGAGAGAUACAAUUGCUGAUGGGAAUUUAAGAAUGUGAACUCCACAUUAGAAUUGGUAUGGAAAAGCAGAAGUAUUGUAAAUAGACUUUUUUCUAACAAUUUGCCAGCAAGACUCUAAAGGCAAGAAUUCUCUGUCAGCCAUGAAGAUGGAAUUCUCUUGAUGUUCAUGGAAACUCCUUUAUAGUUCCCUAGGAAGAAAAAGGCAAGACUCAAAUGCAGAGAGAAUGCUCUUUGUUUACAAUGUGAAAAUCUGUUUAGACAAAAAAAAAAAAAAAAAGGAAGAAAGAAGAAAAAAUACAUAUAAGAAAUCAUGGAGCUUUGGUUUUGAUUGAGUUUGUUUUGGAAAGGCAAAGAAGCACCAACCCCGAAACCUGAGUGGGCAUAGGCCUUAUCCUAUGAGACACCACACAAUGGUCUACCUCUAAAAGCAUAAAGCRUGAUCUCUGACAACGUGCAUUAUCCAGUAGGCAGUGUCUGUGUUUCUUGUAAGUGUUUUCAUCACUAUAAAAAGUGAUUUAAAAUGGAAAGGAUGUUGGAAGCAACCCUCAUCUUGUUUCACACUUCCUUUUUAGGUAAACAGGGCCCUCUUUGGAGUCCCCUCCUUCCUAGAACAAUCUCAAAGUACAUGUGCCUUUUCUCCUUCCAUACUGUAGUUCACUGGGGAAAGAGAAGGCCAAUUAACAACAGUCCCAAUAGAAAUCAUACCCCGGAAAAGAUAGAAUCAGGUACCCCAUAGCUAUAAAGACUUCUUUCUUCCGGUUUAACUUCUGGGCUUAUCUGGGCUUCCUUGGGUGCAUUUGUGGAAAAGUGUACAUCUGCAAACUGAUUGCAGCCCAAGUGCUGGGGCUUGAGAGAGACAGGUUUUACCUAUCAGACAAUUAAGCAUUUUGCCACUUGCUCUUYCUGUCGUCAGGGUGAUAAAUUGAGCUUUCUUAAGUCCUUGAGACAACCUGAACUAGGGCUUUUUGUAAGUGUGAUUAAAAAUAAAGCCUGAAGUUCCAGCCAAAUAGGGAGAUGAGUUCAUCUUAAACUGACUUCAUGGCUGGAGAGUUAAAAUGAAGAUAGUUAAAACAAAGAUCCCAUGGGAUUUUGCAAGGCAAGUAUCAGCAGGUCACUGUGGAAGAAAGGAAAUCUCAGGACUUCAUGAGUUAAUUGUCAGAUAUUCCUGGAAGAGGAUGGGGAAUGUUUUUGUUUUUUACUUUUUAUAGAAAGUUGCUUUUCUACAACAGUGUACAUAUAUUUGCAGUUGUAUUUGCUUCCUCCCCCACCCCCAAAUAAAGUCGCCACCUUGCAUGCCCUCGGCAAAUAAUUGAAACGGAAAUAGGAACUUAACUCACAUUCAUAUUGAGGGACAAUAAAGGUUGUACCUUGGGGUGACCCUUGAAGGAGGGAAAAGGUAGCUAAGCAGGUACAGAAACAAGGCAAGGGUCAGUAGUGAUUCAGUACCUCUCCAUGCCCUUCCUUCAACCACUCAGUCUGCACGUCAGCAUUCUGCAGUAAACUCUCCAAUGCUCCUCACUUUGUAAUGCUUAUACUUGCACCAGGAUUUCUCCAUAUUUCUUUAUCAUCUCCCCAAAAAAGAAAAAUAAAUGAAUUGAACUGAAAUUUUCCAUAAUGAGAAUGAAUUUAAUGAAAUAAGAUGAAUUUAAAUUUUCCCUAAUGAAAAAAAUCAGACAUGAAUGAAUAAGAUUGUGUUGUGGUAGGUUGAGCUUUGGAGGGCUAYAAACCAUUGUAAUAACUAAGAGGGUGUUUUUGGUUUGUUUUUCUCUCCCAUAUCAGUUGGACCUCAAGAAUACAGGACCUGACUGUUAAAUAAAAAGCUACUUCUUCCAUAAUUUUCAGGUUCUGUCAAAUAUCUUACUUUCCUUAAAGGAAUAGAGUGGGUUAGGUGUGCCACUGCUGUGGAAAGCUCUGGUUUGUCAGCUUCAGGUUUAGGGGUUCAUGGUCUUCSACAUCCUCCCAACUCAUGACCUCUGCUCCAUCAUGCUGACUGAAGAAAGGGAAAGUUCUUGGCACUUUCAGGUUUGCAAUCCUGGGAACAGUGGCUGCUUUGGAUGAUUAGCACAAAACUAGUCAGCCAGGCUCAUUGGACAUCACACCCCAGGCAACAACAUGCAUUUGUGCAAAAACCGCCCCCACCCCAACAGGUAGUCAGUGUUUUUUAUAAUAUUUACCAAGACAGUGUCUGUGGAAUCUGCCCAUGUAGUUUGGUGUUAUUGGAUGUGGUAUGUGACAGUUGGACAUUUUUUUAAGGAUGAAAAACAAGAAACCAACAUUUUAUGGGUCUUUUUCAUUGGAAGGGGAGAAUAAGGAAAGAAACGGCAGGUAGAGAGGGAGGGGGAAGGGAUAGAAAUGGUGUAUCUUCGAUGCUUUGGUUUGUGUGGGGACAGUGGAAGGAGCAGAGCASGCAGACUAUGUUAGACCACAUGGUUUCUGUUAGGCAUGGCCAGAGCACUACAUGUAAGUACAGUGAGUUUAAAAGAAAAUUCUURUUCCCAGGACACUAAUAGGCUCCCUAUUGACAAAUGCACCCAGGACAACCUGACCCAAAAAGCAAACACAAAGAAUCCCUGUCUCAGAACUGCUGGGGUAAUAUCAAGAAAGGGCAUGGAGAUGGAAACUGCUGAAAGAGAUAGAAUACUCUACCCUCUUUAGUGUGCCUACCAGCCUCCCACACACACAACACACACUCUACAAAGCAGAACUAGAAAUUGAUGUUCAUUUUGAAGCAAUUCRGACUUACAGCAAAGGAAAGCAUUCUGAGCACAUCCAUAUGGAUACAACGAUUUUGUCCAACUCAGAGGUUCGCAGGCAGCAAAUCUCGAGCCUCCCAAGAAGAAGGGCCAACAUUUAUAGAAAAGAGAAAAUGUGAAGUUGAGGAGKGCUCAUUUUAAGGCAAGAUCCAGAAAAAGAAAGUCUAAUGACAUUUUAAACUAGAUUACAUACUUAUGCAACACUGUUACUUUGAUUAGAUGAAUCAGUUGAAUGGGAGGGCAGGUAGCAGAAAAGAACAAAAGUUAUAAGGUAAAAACAUCCCCCCGGGGUAUCAGUCCUGAGAUGAUCCUUGGUUAGUCAUGAUCAAUUUCAUAUUGGAGUGGCUUGKAGGAGAUAAUUUCAGAUGGACAGGGUUUACACUGCAAAAUUCUCAAUGUAAGAGUGGGUUCUACUUGUAACUGUGAAGUAAGGUAAUGGGUGUGUAUUAUGUUAUUGCCAGUUCUCAUCUUUCUGAGCUUGCAGAGCUUGCAAGCUCCUUGUUUCUGUUGUUUUUAUAUGGGAGAAGAGAAAUCUUGGAAUUUCAUUUUUCUAAGUAAGUGGUGUGAUUUACAAGAAGAUAAAUCAUUACAAGUGAUGUUCAACAGUGUAUCAUUCUUAGCAUUCAACACAAUGUUUAUUAUAAAAUAUGCACCUGAGUUUAURUUUUUUUCUGCCAGGCAAUAAUGUCUUGAUUUGCAAACACUCUAUAUUUUAUGUGUGAAUUUUUUAACUGUAAUUUUGUGUGUGUGUUUUUUAACUAAACUCUAUCGUACUUUUCUAUGU